AUGAGCUCUGCCGACCCAGACCUCGAAGCCGGCCCGGGCGAAAGCCCGUCGCCACCGCCUCAGCUCUCGUCCUUCCACGGCCGUCUACAGCUCCAAGACUUCAUGUACCAGUCCGCCGACGCUCCAGCCACGCCCCGACGCAGUCCUCGGCACCAAGCGGCCUCCGCAUCCGCUUCACCAUCCAUCCGCGCUACGCCCACAGUACGGAGCCGCGCUCGCGACGUCGCGUCACCCUCCUCCGCCACCAGCUCCUCCGCCUCGGGCAUCACCAAGCCCAAGCCCAAGCGGAAGAAGCGCCCCUCCCCGGGCUACGCGCCGCCCUCCACCUACGCGCACCUGCCGCUGCUCCCCGACGCCGUGUGCGCCAACCUGCUCGUCUUCUUCGUCGGCCUCAACCCGGGCCUGCAGACGGCGCGCACCGGCCACGCCUACGCGCACCCGACCAACACCUUUUGGAAGCUGCUGCACUCGUCGGGCAUCACGCCGCGGGCCUGCACCGCCGACGAGGACCGCCAGAUGCCGGAGCUCUACAGCCUCGGCCUGACCAACAUUGUCGCCCGGCCGAGCCGCAACGGCGCCGAGCUCAGCAGGCAGGAAAUGGACGAGGGCGUGGCGCUGCUCGAGGAAAAGGCCCGCACGUGGCGGCCCGAGUCCAUGUGCAUCGUCGGCAAGAGCAUAUGGGAGAGCAUCUGGCGCGUCCGCCACGGUGGCAAGGCCGUGGGAGCGAGCUUCCGGUACGGCUGGCAGGACGAGGCCGAGAACAUGGGCGUCGUGCAAGGCGAGUGGGAGGGCGCGAGGGUCUUUGUCGCCUCGAGCACCAGCGGGCUGGCGGCCACGCUGUCGCCGGCGCAGAAGCAGGAGAUUUGGAAUGAGCUCGGUGCUUGGGUCAAGAUGCGCCGCGCCGAGAGGGAGCUUGCCGCCGAGCGAGAGGCUGCUUCGAAUGGGUGA
Beauveria bassiana ARSEF 2860 is the source of this 948-nucleotide messenger RNA. Its product is annotated as mismatch-specific thymine-DNA glycosylate. Lineage: Eukaryota; Fungi; Ascomycota; Sordariomycetes; Hypocreales; Cordycipitaceae. Gene Ontology annotation, molecular function: mismatch base pair DNA N-glycosylase activity. Gene Ontology annotation, biological process: base-excision repair, AP site formation. The record is from RefSeq and is a predicted model, not a curated record. The transcript has a single exon. The coding region runs from base 1 to 948 and encodes 315 amino acids.